AUGCCAACCACCGCUGAAGACGCCGAUGACCUUGACUUUGACUCCCUCGAUCUGGAUGAUGAAGCGCCGGGUCAAGCGCAGUACAAGCAAACAGGCAAGCGCAAGAGUCGUCCCCAUGAUGAAGGAGUACUAGCUCCACCCACGCGCACAGUGCGUCAACGGCCUGGACUAGAAGAAUCAAGUGCGCCAGACAAUCACACAACCCAUCAAGAAGAAGAUGAAGAAACGAAGAAUGCUGAUGCAUCGACUACGCCUGUGUUUUGGCGUGUGAGUGCGAACGUCAUUGAAACAGCAGUGGACUUAUCCGAGCCAUCGACUUUUGAAGCUGCGGUGAGCGGUCCUGAUCAAGUGCAUUGGCGUGAAGCCAUCCAAGCGGAACUCGAGUCGAUGCGACUUCGUGAAGCAUUUCGCGCAGACAAGCUACCUAAAGGACAUCGCGCCAUUGGCACGAAGUGGGUCUUCAAGAUCAAGCGCAAAGCGGACGGAUCAGUUGACAAAUACAAGGCGCAUCUUGUAGCAAAGGGUUCCAAGCAACAGUACGGGAUCGACUACACGGAAACGUUCUCGCCCGCGGUCAAGUACGUGACGCUACGCAUGGUGAUUGCAGUCGCCAGGUAUUACGGAUAG
This is a messenger RNA of Peronospora matthiolae, 627 nucleotides long. Lineage: Eukaryota; Oomycota; Peronosporomycetes; Peronosporales; Peronosporaceae. The record is from the annotation of a GenBank genome assembly.